Lagopus leucura (white-tailed ptarmigan) is the source of this 1413-nucleotide messenger RNA. It is a transcript of the gene MAL, whose product is annotated as mal, T cell differentiation protein. The transcript has 4 exons. Gene Ontology annotation, cellular component: membrane. Bases 108 to 575 code for a protein of 155 amino acids. Gene Ontology annotation, molecular function: structural constituent of myelin sheath. Gene Ontology annotation, biological process: myelination. Lineage: Eukaryota; Metazoa; Chordata; Aves; Galliformes; Phasianidae. The record is from RefSeq and is a predicted model, not a curated record.
UGAGAAGGAGGGAGGGAAGAGCAAGAAGGAGGGGAGGGAAGAAGGAAGAGAGAGAGGGAGGGAAGGAGACUGUAUUUGGCAGCUGCCUCCAGGGAGACCAACCAUCAAUGCGGGAGAGCUUCACAAUGUCCUCAGCAACUUCCAGGAGCUCUUUACCCAGCGGCCUGUCCGUCUUCACAACUUUUCCAGAUGUUCUCUUCAUCCCCGAAAUGAUAUUUGGGGGCCUUGUCUGGAUCCUCAUUGCCUGCUCGAAGGUUCCAAAUGAUUCACUGCAGGGCUGGGUGAUGUUUGUCUCUGUGUUCUGCUUUGUCUUGACUGCUGUACUCCUGUUCCUCUACAUGUGCGGGGCGCAUGGGGGCAGUAGCUCCUGGGUCACUUUGGAUGUCAUCUGUCAGGAGACAGCAGCUCUGUUCUACUUCAGUGCUUCUGUGUUGGAAGCCAUUGCUACCAAAAAAAUGCAGGCUGUAACUCCGUUUCACCAGGAGAAUAUUUCUGCCACGGUAUUUGCAUUCAUAGCUACUCUGUUGUAUGUGAUCCAUAUUAUAUACUCUCUCCGCCGAUGGAAAUCAUCCUAAUGAUCUGUCCAUUGCAUGUUCUAUCUUGCAUGUUCUAUCUUGUGGUCACCCUACAAACACAGAAGUUAUCCAAUGAGCACAGUUUCCAGGCUGGAAUUAGGGCUUGGUUUUUAAUGUACAUACCAUAAACAAGCAGCUUUUUAUGUGGAACCAUGGCAACGAAGACCAAGAGCCUGUCAGAGAAACCUGUCUGCUGACACGAUCUAUUUUUCUUCAGUCUCCUGGUUGGGUUCAGCUUGAUGCUGGUAACCAGGGCCUCAGCAGAAAACCCAGCUUAAAUUAGAACAAUACAGUUGGAUUUAAAAUGUCAAAAUGUCCCUGAACCCUUUAUGUACCCCUAUGACUUCACAGUCUUAAUGGAGUCUCUGACUCCUAACUGUCAGAGGAAGCCUGAACAACUGGUGAUACACAGCAGAAGAAUGAAACCUGGUCAUUUUGGUUGACAUGCAUCUGUGUAAACCUCUUUGCCUUCCUCAUUUGCUGUGCCAAAAGAACUUUCCAUGCCAUUUUUGAAAAUGCCACUUGUGACUUGUGAGAAGGAGUAAAGGCAGCAUUCAGGUGCAAUGAAUUCCCUGCAACACCUGAAAGGUACUGCUGAAUUACAAGACACAACUAUAACCCCAGGAAUUAUUGCUGCCACAGAUUCCCCCAUGAAACACAACUAAGGAAACGUACUAUAGAUACUACAGCAGAAUUAUAUGAAUAAUUAGAAUAAUGUCUCAGAUAAGCAGAUGCAAUUAGCUCUUGUCUUCAGCAUGUGACUGUUCUCACAUAUACUGGCACUAUGUCAUUAAUAAAGAUGGAUUUCCUAUGAUUUUACAACCAGACAAAGGCCACU